AUGAUGAUCUUUUGUAGCAGAACGCGUUGGACUCAGGGUGUCCUGUUUUUGGCUGUGCUGACCCUGCUCUUUAUUCUGCCCUCCUUCAUUAAGGAGUACAGCAUGAAGCCUUCCAGGUGUCAGUGUACAAGACCUGAAGACAAGGAGAUGACCUCUGUCAGGACAGGAGCUCUGGGCCUGAAGAAUCAGAGCAGUGUGGCGGCCAGAGGAGAGGAGGAGGAGAAGAGGAAGGAUCAGAGCAAGGCAGAGCCUGCGGCAAAGACUCCUGUUCCAGAAAGUAGGGGCAAGAUAUUGACAACUACAAGGGCAGUGUUGACAAAGCAGAGGAAGAGGCCAAGGGCCACAGCAGCUGUUCCAGCCAAGGAGAAGGCAGCCCAGGUCAACCCACCCCUGGCCUCUUUCCCACGCCCCACCACCAAAAGAACUCAAAGGCUGAAGGCCUCUGACUUCAAGUCUGAGCCUCGGUGGGAUUUUGAGGAAGAAUACAGUUUGGAUGUGGGGGGCCUGCAGGCGACCUGCCCCGACUCUGUGAAGAUCAGGGCCUCCAAGUCACCGUGGCUAAAGAAUAUCUUUCUGCCCAACCUCACUCUCUUCCUGGACGGUGCCCACUUCACCCAGAGCGAGUGGGACCGUCUAGAGCACUUUGCACCGCCCUUUGGCUUCAUGGAGCUCAAUCAGUCCUUGGUCCAGAAGGUCGUGACCCGCUUCCCUCCCGUACCCCAGCAGCAGCUGCUCCUGGCCAGCCUCCCCUCGGGGAGCUCCAGGUGUAUCACCUGUGCUGUGGUGGGCAACGGGGGCAUCCUGAACGAUUCGCACGUGGGCCAGGAGAUAGACAGCCAUGACUAUGUUUUCCGACUGAGUGGAGCCGUUAUUAAAGGCUAUGAACAGGAUGUGGGGACCCGGACGUCCUUCUAUGGCUUCACUGCCUUCUCCCUGGUCCAGUCAAUCCUCAUACUGGGCAGUCGGGGCUUCCAGCAUGUGCCUCUGGGACAGGACGUCUGGUACCUACACUUCCUGGAGGGCACUCGAGACUACGAGUGGCUAGAAGCCAUGUUUUUGAACCAGACCAUGGCCAAAACCAAACUUCACUGGUUCAGGCACAGGCCCCAGGAAGCUUUCCGGGACACCUUGGACAUGGACAGGUACCUCUUGCUGCACCCAGACUUUAUCCGUUACAUGAAGAACAGGUUUCUGAGGUCAAAGACCCUUAAUACUGCCCACUGGAGAAUAUACCGCCCCACCACUGGUGCCCUCUUACUGCUGACGGCCCUCCAUCUCUGUGACCAGGUGAGUGCCUAUGGCUUCAUCACCCAGGGCCAUGAGCGAUUCUCCGACCACUACUAUGAUAAGACGUGGAAACGGCUGAUCUUUUACAGAAACCAUGACUUCCAGUUAGAGAAAACAGUAUGGAAACAGCUUCAUGAUGAAGGCAUCAUCCGGCUGUACCAGCGUCCAGAGAACCCGAAAGAGAACUGA
Molecule: messenger RNA, 1476 nt
Organism: Myodes glareolus (Bank vole)
Lineage: Eukaryota; Metazoa; Chordata; Mammalia; Rodentia; Cricetidae
Source: RefSeq, a predicted model, not a curated record